Colletotrichum scovillei is the source of this 1329-nucleotide messenger RNA. Its product is annotated as C6 transcription factor. Gene Ontology annotation, molecular function: zinc ion binding; DNA-binding transcription factor activity, RNA polymerase II-specific. The record is from RefSeq and is a predicted model, not a curated record. NCBI's taxonomy places the organism in Eukaryota, Fungi, Ascomycota, Sordariomycetes, Glomerellales, Glomerellaceae. The coding region runs from base 1 to 1329 and encodes 442 amino acids. The transcript has 4 exons. Gene Ontology annotation, biological process: regulation of DNA-templated transcription.
AUGACUAGAACGCCAAGAGGUCGAAGCGCAGUAGCCUGCAAGGCCUGUCAUACACAAAAGCUCAAGUGCAAUGGCGGAGCACCAUGUGAGCGAUGUCAAACCCGGGGGAGGCCCUGCGUUUACCCCGUAAGAGAGAAAUACAUCACGGUCCCUCAAAGUUAUUUGCGGAGACUCGAGAGACAGCCAGCAGUGGCGCAACGAUCGGGAGAUCCGAUCUCAUCGCCAGAGUCGGUACGAACGGAUCCAAACGAGUUUGCGACGCCGCUCUCGCCCAAGUCUAGUCAGAUUAUCAAGGAAGAGGAAUUGGAAGAUUGUAGUGCAGAGUUUUUCGUGAAGAGGCUCCGACAACUUUCGUGGACAGCAGCAUCCGGUGAUCCGACCAGCAAACAGACUAGGGAGUCUACCGGCACAAAUGCCGAGAGCUACACAUAUUCUCGGCUGAAGUUCGAUUUUCUACAAUCUGAAGUCUCAUUUCGACUCCCGCCCCGACCAUAUGCGUUCCACCUACUCCAGGCCUUUGAUGAAGGCUUCAGUGAAUAUCACUGGUUCCUCCGCAAGAGGUUCCGAGAAAGGAUCCUCUUGACCUACUCGGACCCGCAGUCGCAAUCUCACGAUCGCAACUGGUUGUGCAGGGUCUCAGUUGUCUUGGCGCUCGCUGAGAGCUGGAAUCGAUCUCGAAUGUCCUCAGCUGUCCACAUGGAAAUUGCAGGGAAGCAUCCGACCAGUCCACCGCAAAAAGGAGCUGCUGUUCCCUUGACUUUGCCUCCACAUUCUCACUCAACGUCGCAAACACUGCCGCCACCUCCCGGGUCAGAAUUCUUCGAACAAGGGUUGAUGCUUCUCAAGAUGUCUGCGGAAGAGCCUGUGCCAGAAGAUGUAGAGGCACUUUGCUUGAUUGAGCUAACGGUUGUCUGCCCAGCCAAAUUCGGAUACUGGGAAUCUCUCCACCUAUUCUCCGGUCUUGCAAUCCUCGCCCUCGCCCGAGUCUCCAUCGAGGAAGGUAAAGAUUUCAACCCAAACAGCGAAGACGACGUAGCACUCUACACGCGGACACGAGCACUGCUCAGAGAAAUGGCUCGCGUCGGCAACCCCGCGGCCAAAGAUCACGAUGUCUUGCUCUCAGAUGUUGAGGCAAUGGUGAAGAGAAUCUCACGAGAGGAAAAGACAACACCGCGGCAAUUUAGUGUCGAGGAGGCUGAUGGCAAUGUGGAAAUGGAGACUGAUCUGACUUUCUCGGAUUUCAUGUUCUCUGAUGGAAAUGCCGACCAACAGAUCUGGAGUGAUAAGGACUGGGAAAGUAUUUUGAGCACAUAUACGCAAGGAAUUUGA